AGAUAGCCGCAAUCACUACAGAUAACAAGUUAUAUGUUCAGUGUUUAAUCGUAAUCAAUACAUAGGUACAGUCUUCAUACAACAUUAAAUGUUUGGAAACAGUAAUUAUAUUGCAGAAAUAGAAAAUGGAUAUGAAUAAUGGUGUUAACCCUGCUCAAAGUGAUGUAGUGCGAAUAGAAGUGUAUGAAGGUAGAAACGCAGACCGAGUGACAGUCCACAGAGAGCCGCCGCCGCCGUACGAAGCGACGUUUGACAACGUGACAGUGAUUCAUCACCCGGUCACGGUUACUCAUACCACUGCUGAUAUACAACGUAAACUGAAGAACUCUCCUGCAUACUACAUCUGUCCUGCCUGUGAUGAAAGAAUCAUAACGAAAGUUGCUUAUUCAACCACUGAAAAAACUCAUAUGCUGGCUGGAUUUAUUUGUGGAUUUACUUGUUGGUGUUUACUUUGCUGUUUGGCAGCAAUACCAUACUUUACAAAGACUUUUAAGAAAGCACAUCACUUCUGCCCAAAUUGCAAUACUAUGCUAGGAGUGUAUUCCCUUUUAUAACAAUACAAAAAGGUUAUUGAACUUCUGCUUCGAAUGGGUCUCGAUAGUCUAUAGCAGUGGUUCUUAACCUUUUUGGCAUGAGGGACCACUUUACCAAAAGUUUGUCUUGCCGGGGACCACCCCAAUGGUUUACCUAAAUUGAGGGUUCUUUGAUAAAGAAUACGAGCACACUUUAUAAUAAGCACUCAUUUCUAUUCAGUACUCUUGGUUCAAUACUACUCAAAACUGAACGCAUGUCGGCAGUGGCAUCCAACAGAUUUCUAUGCUUGUUUUUAACAAUCAGAAGCGCCGAAAACCCACGUACGUAUUUAUAGCUUUAACUAAAUCUUUCAUUUACAAACUAAACAUUGCGUUUACAAAACGCAAGUACCUACUGUCAUACAUAUGCAUAUAUUUAGUUUCCAAAUGCGCGAGCGAAGCGAGCGCGAAAUUUUUUUCGGAUUCAAACCAAACAUUACGUAAAAUGUGGCCCAAACGUACUUGGGUUUCGGGAGAACAUUUUGUGUGGACUGAAAGGAUAAUUUGUGGGAGAAUCAUGGACAUCUGUUCUUAUAGCUCUAGAGUUUGUAUUCCUAACUUUUUGUUUGUUGACAAAUGCAAAAAUAAAGGCAUACAGUUUUUGAAUACGCGAGCGAA
This is a messenger RNA of Helicoverpa zea (corn earworm), 1190 nucleotides long. Its product is annotated as lipopolysaccharide-induced tumor necrosis factor-alpha factor homolog. The record is from RefSeq and is a predicted model, not a curated record. The coding region runs from base 126 to 554 and encodes 142 amino acids. NCBI's taxonomy places the organism in Eukaryota, Metazoa, Arthropoda, Insecta, Lepidoptera, Noctuidae. The transcript is spliced from 2 exons. Gene Ontology annotation, molecular function: zinc ion binding.